AAUGGCCCCUUAGUGAGUGUGGGUGUUUACAGUCAGCUGGUCGGUUUCCUACACAUCCACCUGCUUCGAUCAACCAAUAGGCGCUCACACGGUGACAUUUCAGGUAUAAAAAGGGUUAACGGUAACUGUUAGGUGUCAUUUUGUUAGAAAGACACAUCGCAAAUCAUCAUGUCCCCGCGAACGCUCAGACUUGAGAUCGAAAAAACAACAAGGACGACAUACAUGGUCGGAACGGAGUUGAUGGUGAAUUUAAACAGGUGUGCCCCACAUCAGUCCAAGUUUUUUACUGUAAAAUGCACCCCCAAUGUGCAUUUCAAGAUCACUCCCCCAACCAGCGAGGAGAGUUCCCCCCCGAACCUCCUUGCCCCAAACUCGAGCCUUCUCAUCACCAUGGAUGAAGUCAGCGAAACUGCAAAUGACAAUAAGUUAUCUGUGAGGUACUAUGGGGAGAAAAUGGAGAAACUUGGGAACGCCAUCCUGCACCUAACAGCCGUUGAGAUAUCUCUGGAUGUAGAUGCCGACCGAGAUGGCAUUGUUGAGAAAAACAAUCCAAACAAGGCAUCGUGGAAGUGGGGUCCAAAUGGCCAUGGUGCUAUACUUCUGGUCAACUGUGACUCAGAGUCCACAUUCAGGAAGACACUCGAUAGUGAGAAAGAAGAGAUAAAUAGAGUGUCAGAUUUGAAGGACAUGUCCACGAUGGUCUUGCGCAUCAACGGGCCACCCGACCUUCCGCAGGGAUAUAAACUGAGCAUGCACAUCACACAGACAGAUUCGGAAAGCGUGAGAGUCUUUAGACCUCGCAAAAGUGGAAAAGCACAUACCUCCUGGAAGCACAAAAUUCUGAAGUUGUUCCUAAAGGAACAUCUCAUGGUGGUGGGCAUGGACAAGCUGGCAGAGGAAGUGCCCUAUCUAGGUGGCAAAACUGAACUGGAGUUCUUUGUAGAAGGCCUUCGUUUCCCUGAUAGGGGCUUUGAUGGCCUCAUCACCAUCAACCUUAGUCUGCUAGAGCCCACUGGCGAGGGUUUACCUGGAACACCCAUCUUUACAGAUAAGGUCAUGUUUCGCAUAUCUCCAUGGAUAAUGACCCCCAACAUCCUCAAACCCAUGGAAGUGUUUGUGUGUAGCACAAGCGAUAACAAUGCAUUCCUGAAGAGCAUUAAGAACCUGGUGGACAGCUGUGGCUACAAAUUGAAAGUGUGUCAUGAGUACGUGAACCGUAAUGACCGCUGGAUGCAGGAUGAGAUUGAGUUUGGCUACAUUGACUCCCCGCAUCAUGGAUUCCCUGUGGUACUAGAUUCACCUCGUGAUCAAGGACUUAAAGAUUUUCCCUAUGAAGUUCUUCUGGGCCCAGACUUCGGGUAUGUGACACGAUACAUUGAUCAUAAAGCAAGCAGCCUGGACUCUUUUGGUAAUCUAGAGGUUAGCCCACCAGUCACAGUGAAUGGGAAAAGUUACCCACUUGGCAGGAUUAUCAUCGGAGUAGCAUUUCCUACUACAACACAUGGCCGCAACAUGACCCAAGUCGUCCAAGACUUCUUGUGGGCACAAAAGGUUCAAGAGCCAAUUGCACUCUACUCUGAUUGGCUGACUGUGGGGCAUGUGGACGAGUUCAUGACCUUUGUCCCAGCACCUGACCGAAAGAAAUUCCGGUUGCUGCUGGCUAGCCCUGAUGCUGGUUACAAAGUUUUCAGAACCUUGCAGAAAAAUGGACAUGGAAAAGCAGAGAUGUUUCCAGAUUUUGAGGAGGCCAUCACCGUAGAUGACAUCCUGAGUGACAAGAAGCUUCAGGCUGAAAAUGACUAUGUGCAGAACUGUAUUGACUGGAACAGGGAUGUACUGAAGAAAGAGCUUGGGUUGGAUGAUGAGGACAUUAUUGAUUUGCCCAUCCUGUUUAAAAUGCUUGAAGAAUAUGACAAAAGAGGCCAGAGGGCUGCAGCCUACUACCCUGAUAUGGUGAAUAUGAUUGUGUUGGGUGAUCAACUGGGUAUCCCAAAACCAUUUGGACCCCAGGUGAAUGGCAAAUGUGCCCUGGAGACAGAGAUGCGGUCUCUUUUGGAGCCUCUGGGGCUUAAGUGUACCUUCAUUGAUGACUUUGCCUCCUACCACAAAUUGCUGGGUGAAGUUCACUGUGGUUCCAAUGUACUUCGGCAACCAUCUACUUUUAGAUGGUGGAACCUGGAGCUGUGAGAGUGAGAGAGCGAGCUAGCUAUGCAGAAAAGAGACCUCUCAAGUUGCAUCUAUUAUUUUUUUAACAAAUUAAAUUAGAUCUGGUUAAUCUGGCAAAAUUCAUUCUAGCAAUAAACUAUGCAUACGUGCUUUAACCUUAAAAGUACCAGUAAAGCAAUAGCAAAUGCCUUUGUGUAACAUAAGGAUAGUUCGCCCAAAAAUCAUGUUGUUCCAAACCCAUAUGCAGUUAUUUUUUCAUUUGUUGAACACAAAAGAUAUUUUGAAGAAUCUCCAAGCUGCUCUUUUCCAUAAAGUGAAAGCAUAUAGUGACCAAGGGCUGUCAAGCUCCAAAAAGCACAACAAAAGUACCUUAUGAGUAGUCCAUGUGACUUGUGUCCCAUAUUCCAAAUCUUCUGAUAAUACGAUAGGUUUGUGUGAGGAAAAGACAGAAAUUUAAGGUGUUAUUUACAUUUACAUUUAUGCAUUUUGCAGACGCUUUUAUCCAAAGCGACUUACAGUGCCCUUAUUACAGGGACAAUCCCCCUGGAGCAACCUGGAGUUAAGUGCCUUGCUCAAGGACACAAUGGUGGUGGCUGUGGGAAUUCAACAACCUUUUGCUUACCAGUUCACUGCUUUAGUCCACUACGCCAUUUGAUUUGAUAAAAAAAUCUUCAUUCGUCAUGUUCUUAAAAGUCAUUCAGGCUUGCGUUCUGUUCAAGUUUGGUGGUUCAAGAUGAAUUGAGCCAUGUUGGAUGUGAAUGAUGUCAAACGUUAUUGGUUCUUGCAUGGCUCGUCAUUGUCAUCAACCCUGGUGUGAUGUUGUCUAAUGCUGCAUAUUUUAAUUGAACGGGAUUUCCAAGAUCUGGCAGAUUUUCUGAAAAGAUGACUUCAAAUUUCAGGAAUAAAGCUAAAGUCUUAUGAAGUACUUUUAUGGUGCUUUUUGUAUUUUUUAGAGCUCGACAGUCUCAGUCCCAUUAUGAAAAACUCUGGACAUUCUGAAAAUCGUUUGUGAGUAAAUGGAAGACAGAAUGGGUGAACUAACCCUUUAAUACUUUGUCAAAGCUUUAUGACUCUAUACUAUGCAAGGUUUCUUAGAAAAUUAAGGGCUUAUAAUUAUGAAGAAUGUUUUGGAGAGUGAUACACAUAUAAUACUAGCCACUGAAGAGCAUAAUAGUGUUUUUCUUUCAUGACAAUUUAUUUUACUUGAUGCAUUUCUGAGUGUCCAAGUUAACUAUGAACCAAUGAACAUUGGAUAAAAAUGGACCACUAUGACAGUAUUUUUCAACCUAAAUACUAUAUAUUCUCUAAAGGGAUAUUCCUGGUUCAAUACAACUUAAGCUCAAUCGACAGCAUUUUGUGUCAUAAUUUUGAUAACCACAAAAAUUAUUUUGAAGAAUUAUUUCUUAUUUGAAAAAUAAGAAAAAAGCAAAACUCUGGGUUACAGUGAUGCACUUAAAAUGGAAGUGAAUGGGGCCAAUUUUUGGAGGGUUUAUUUUAUAAAUGCACUUACAUUAAUUAUUCUGAUAAAACGUGUGUAUUAUUUGAGCUGUAAAGUUGUUUGAUUACAGCAUUACGUAGUCGGGGCAAGUUUUAAAAUCGGAUAUAACUUCACACAGAAAAAGUGUGAUAAUUUCACUUAGUAACCAAAACAUGUUUACACGCGUUGUAGCUAUACUUUUGAAAAAGUGUGUAUUUUGAUUGGCCCCAUUCAUUUCCAUGUGCCACCUGUAACCCAAAGUUGUGCUUUUUUUUUUUU
Messenger RNA from Myxocyprinus asiaticus (Chinese sucker), 3922 nucleotides. Its product is annotated as protein-arginine deiminase type-2-like. Gene Ontology annotation, molecular function: protein-arginine deiminase activity; calcium ion binding. Gene Ontology annotation, cellular component: cytoplasm. NCBI's taxonomy places the organism in Eukaryota, Metazoa, Chordata, Actinopteri, Cypriniformes, Catostomidae. The transcript has 16 exons. The record is from RefSeq and is a predicted model, not a curated record. The coding region runs from base 169 to 2187 and encodes 672 amino acids.